UCACAGCUUCGACGCCGCCAUCCUCACGAGGCGGUGGGCUGGGCUUCUUCCGUCCCAAGUCCCCGUGCGGCCGUGCCCCUUCUCCACCCGAUGCUUCCGGCAUCGCGUGCCCUUUCUCCUCUCGCUGGCGCAGGCGCAACAGAUUCCCCCCCACCCGUUCCUUCGGCGGCCAGACGAAUCGUGGAGGGGAGGGAGGAUGGCCUCCGACGGCCACCCGCCGGAGCCGGGGAAGAAGGAGGAGGUCGCCGCCACCGCCGCCGGGCCUGGGGCCAACGAUUUGGACGAUCCGCAGUUCAUGUGCUGCGUCUGCCUGGAUCUUCUGUACAAACCAGUUGUUAUCUCAUGUGGCCAUAUGUCAUGUUUCUGGUGUGUCCACAAAGCUAUGCAUAUCUUCCGGGAAUCAAAGUGUGCCGUGUGUAGGCAGCCCUAUAAACAUUUUCCAAGUAUCUGCCAGCUCAUGCAUCACUUAAUCCUAAAGCUUGAACCUGCAGACUACAAAAGAAGGGAAAAAGAAGUACUAGAGGAAGAGAAGCGUAUAGAAACAUACUCUCCCCAAAUCAUUGAGUUUUUAAACUCCAAGAACAAUGAAGUUGGAAACAAUGGGGAGAACAGAAAUGAAGACAGUAAAACUCGACCUCCACAAGAAGCUUCCUUGAAUGGCAGCAUUGUGGAUGUGCACUCAAAGAAAAUUAAGUUGGAGGAUGUUUCAUGCCCUCUCUGUAAGGAGAUGCUGUAUCAACCUGCUGUUCUCAAUUGUGGUCAUGUGUAUUGUGUAUCCUGUUUGCCUUGCUUGAAUGAGGAAGCACUCAAAUGCCAUGUUUGUGGAAGUCUUCACCCUGGAGAUUUCCCUAAUGUUUGCCUGGACCUUGAUCAUUUCCUGGAAGAAUAUUUUCCAGCGGAAUAUGAAUCGAGAGGGCAAAAAUUUCAGUCUAAGAAGGGUGAAUGCAACCGUGAAGGAUCAUCUUCAGGUGCUUCAAGUACAAAACGAAGCAGCAGGGCACAUCGUGUUGAGGACAUAUCAAAUAUUCACAUUGGCGUUGGAUGUGACUCAUGUGGGGCAUAUCCGAUACGUGGUAAGAGAUACAAAUGCAAGGACUGCACCGAGCUAAUUGGCUUCGACCUUUGCGAAGCCUGCUACAACUCCAGUUCAAAACUUCCAGGACGCUUUAAUCAGCAGCAUACCCCUGACCACAGAAUGGAACUUGACAAUUCAGCACUCUUGCAAAGGUUCCUGAGGUUUCCACCCGAGGAGGGACAGCAGGAGCUGAUGAUGGAAGAGGCGGUUGUUGUUCCUGGCGCUAUGCUUGAGUUAGUCUUUGACAAUCAAGGAAUGGCGGGCAAUGAUGGGGGUCCAGGAGAUGCGGCCAUGGGGGAAGCGGUUGGUGCUCCUGGCGAUAUGUUGCACAUAAUCAUCGAUGACCAAGAAGGAAUGGGAGACAACGGUGAGGAGGAUCAGGAGGCCUAACUCAGUGACGCUGCUUCUGUGCGUGAAGCCGUUCAUCUUAUGUUGCUGGGGGCAGGUUACAUGUAUGUAAUGUGAAACGGAGGGGAUUGCAUGUUUGCAUAAGCUCAAAAAAUGGCUGGAUCGGCCUUGUUUGUUUUCGUGGCUCUCUUGUUACUGUCAUCAAAUGGCCAUAUGAAUUUUUCCGCAGCGUCUGUAAAUCCAUGCAAGUGUUUGUUUCAGUGGAAAUACAAAUAAGGAUGUGCAGAAUUGCAUCCGUAAA
Panicum virgatum (switchgrass) is the source of this 1724-nucleotide messenger RNA. RefSeq names its product E3 ubiquitin-protein ligase PRT1-like. NCBI's taxonomy places the organism in Eukaryota, Viridiplantae, Streptophyta, Magnoliopsida, Poales, Poaceae. Bases 197 to 1465 code for a protein of 422 amino acids. The transcript is spliced from 8 exons. Gene Ontology annotation, biological process: proteasome-mediated ubiquitin-dependent protein catabolic process. The record is from RefSeq and is a predicted model, not a curated record. Gene Ontology annotation, molecular function: zinc ion binding; ubiquitin protein ligase activity.